AUGGAUAGGGAGGUAGAGCUUAAUUAUUCCGAGGUUGUUGACAAGCUAGAGAGGCGGUUCGGGUACCGUGACUUGCCAGAGACGGCAAGGGUAACUUUCUCCAGUGCUAGACAGGGAGAUGAUGAAUCGGUCGAUGACUGGGCUGACAGGGUGUUGACCCUUGCAGGCAAAGCGUAUAGGGACCUGCCCAAGGCGUACAUGUUGCAAGAGUCCAUAUUAAGAUUCUGCAUGGGUGCUAGGGAUAAAGAAGCGGGCGAGCUAGUUAUUAAUCAGAGGCCCGCGUCUAUCGAGCAAGCUUUUGACAAGCUUAAGUGGGCUGUUCACACCCACGGAUUAAUGUAUGGCCGAGUGAAAGCGGUCAAAAAAGUAGAAUGUGAAGGGCAAAUGGAGGUUUCCGAGGUCAAGGUUGCACCGCAGUAUAGGCUAGUUGAUAGGAUGGUUGCCAUUGAGAAGAAAAAUGAAUUAAUGGAUGAGAAGAUGAAUGUUUUGAUGGGAAAGCUUGACCAACUUCUGGCAAGGCCCGUCAGAAGCUCAUCUCCCUCUCCAUCUAGGAGGCAAUGUUACAAUUGCAACGAGUUGGGACAUUUCAAACGAGAUUUUCCUAAGCUUAGGAGCAGGACACCGUCUCCAGCUAGGAAUGACACGUGUUAA
Messenger RNA from Dreissena polymorpha, 651 nucleotides. RefSeq lists its product as uncharacterized. The transcript has a single exon. The record is from RefSeq and is a predicted model, not a curated record. Bases 1 to 651 code for a protein of 216 amino acids. Lineage: Eukaryota; Metazoa; Mollusca; Bivalvia; Myida; Dreissenidae. Gene Ontology annotation, molecular function: zinc ion binding; nucleic acid binding.